This is a messenger RNA of Cajanus cajan (pigeon pea), 2015 nucleotides long. Its product is annotated as rust resistance kinase Lr10. Gene Ontology annotation, molecular function: protein kinase activity; ATP binding; polysaccharide binding. The record is from RefSeq and is a predicted model, not a curated record. Lineage: Eukaryota; Viridiplantae; Streptophyta; Magnoliopsida; Fabales; Fabaceae. Gene Ontology annotation, biological process: protein phosphorylation.
UGAAUCAAUUAUUAUUUAUUUUCUUUGGAUUCCUUCGAUUCUUCUCCCCCAAAAAACCUGACCCUGCAAAGCAUUUUCUGGCCUGAUUUCAAAAUGCUAAAUUUUCAGAAAUUGUGUCUUCUAUCGGCUGUGGUGUUUUUCCUACGGCAUCCUGUUGUAGGCAAGAACCACUGCGCGAAUAAAUGUGGAAGGGUUCGUAUUCAGUUUCCGUUUUAUCUCAAAACCAGCAACAUGAAUCACACCACCGAACACCCACCUGGGUUUGAACUGUCGUGUAACGAAAAAGAUGAGACUAUGUUGGAGCUUCCUUCUGUUCCAAUAAAAUUGUUUGUCAGAAACAUUGAUUACGAGUCUCAGCGAAUUGAAAUAUAUGAGCCGCAAAAUUGCCUUUCCGCUCAGCUCUUGAAACUCGGCAACGCAUCCAUUUCUCCAUUCCAAUUUCCCAAGCCAUAUUAUGGUUCUGACGGGACUAACGUUUCCUCCUUCAAUUGCGAUUCAAUGUCGUGCCCUAUUUUGCUAAGUGAAUCCUCCUUGGACUCUGUUCAACCUGAAUUAGUAUCUUGCACCAAGGUGAAAGAUGUUUUGUCUGCCAAAUGGUAUAAUUCGUAUUCCUACAAUGACGGGUCGGUGGCUAUGGAAUGGUUGAAACCUGAUUGUAGAUACUGUGAAGCACGAGGCCAGAAAUGUAAACGGAAGAAUGGAACCAGCGGUGAAACUGAAUGUUCCGUUUGUCUAACAAAUACCACUCAUGGGUUAACAAAUGUUUUACUCAUUGCCGCAGGAGGAAUAAUGGGUUUGAUGCUACUAGUCGUGGCAUUGGUUUGCGUGUAUCGCUAUUAUGCGAAGAAAGAGGAAGACCAAGCUCGGAUAGAGAAAUUCUUGGAGGAUUAUAGGGCACUGAGGCCUACGACUACGAGACUCUCUUAUACAGACGUUAAGAGAAUCACAAAUGGAUUUAGUGAAAGUUUAGGUGAAGGAGCUCAUGGAGCAGUGUUCAAAGGAAUGCUCUCCUCAGAGAUUCUCGUUGCUGUGAAGAUACUCAACGACACAGUGGGAGAUGGGAAGGAUUUCAUAAACGAAGUGGGAACCAUGGGAAAAAUUCAUCACGUUAACGUUGUUCGCUUGCUUGGAUUCUGUGCAGAUGGGUUCCACCGUGCUCUCGUCUAUGAUUUCUUCCCAAAUGGGUCACUGCAGAGAUUCUUGGCUCCACCUGAGAAAAAGGAUGUUUUUCUUGGUUGGGAGAAGUUGCAACAAAUUGCUUUGGGUGUUGCAAGAGGAAUUGAGUAUCUCCAUCUUGGUUGUGAUCAUAGAAUACUUCACUUUGACAUCAAUCCUCACAAUGUUUCACUAGAUGACGACAUGGUCCCAAAAAUCACUGAUUUUGGACUUGCAAAGUUGUGUCCCAAAAAUCAAAGUACAGUGUCUAUGACUGCAGCUAGGGGAACCUUGGGCUACAUUGCCCCUGAAGUUUUCUCAAGGAACUUUGGUAAUGUGUCUUACAAGUCUGAUAUUUACAGCUUUGGGAUGUUGCUGUUGGAAAUGGUUGGAGGAAGAAAGAAUACAAAUGUAUCAGCCGAGGAAAGUUUCCAAGUUUUGUACCCUGAAUGGAUCCAUAAUUUGCUUGAAGGCAGAGACGUGCAAAUUAAUGUUGAAGAUGAGGGGGAUGUUAACAUUGCAAAGAAACUUGCCAUUGUAGGACUUUGGUGCAUUCAGUGGAACCCAGUGAAUCGUCCUUCAAUAAAAAUUGUGGUACAAAUGCUUGAAGGGGAUGGAGAGGAGUUAAUUGAACCUCCAACUCCUUUUUCUAGAACAAACAUUGUACCAGCAACACAUCAAAAUUUUGAGUUGGAAGUUAUCCAUGAAAUAGAAGAGUAACAUUGUUUAAACAUUUUUAGGUUUUCUCAAAUGUAAUAUUUUUUGGCAAGUAGGAUUAUAAGCAAAAAUAUUGUUGGAACUAAAUAAUGAUCCUUCCAGCGGAAAUAAAAUAGUAUUGACCAAUGCAUUUUACCAUUUCU